Molecule: messenger RNA, 2526 nt
Organism: Tympanuchus pallidicinctus (lesser prairie-chicken)
Lineage: Eukaryota; Metazoa; Chordata; Aves; Galliformes; Phasianidae
Exons: 5
Coding region: 1045-2076 (343 amino acids)
Source: RefSeq, a predicted model, not a curated record
GCUGUUAUGGGAUGUCCUAUAGGCUGUUAUGGGAUGUCCUAUGGGCUGUUAUGGGAUGUCCUAUAGGCUGUGUUAUGGGAUGUCCUAUGGGCUGUGUUAUGGGAUGUCCUAUAGGCUGUGUUAUGGGAUGUCCUAUAGGCUGUGUUAUGGGAUGUCCUAUGGGCUGUGUUAUGCGAUGUCCUAUGGGCUGUUAUGGGAUGUCCUAUGGGCUGUUAUGGGAUGUUCUAUAGGCUGUGUUAUGGGAUGUCCUAUGGGCUGUUAUGGGAUGUCCUAUAGGCUGUGUUAUGGGAUGUCCUAUAGGCUGUUAUGGGAUGUCCUAUAGGCUGUGUUAUGGGAUGUCCUAUGGGCUGUGUUAUGCGAUGUCCUAUGGGCUGUUAUGGGAUGUCCUAUAGGCUGUGUUAUGGGAUGUCCUAUAGGCUGUUAUCGGAUGUCCUAUGGGCUGUGUUAUGGGAUGUCCUAUGGGCUGUUAUGGGAUGUCCUAUAGGCUGUGUUAUGGGAUGUCCUAUGGGCUGUUAUGGGAUGUCCUAUAGGCUGUGUUAUGGGAUGUCCUAUGGGCUGUGUUAUGGGAUGUCCUAUGGGCUGUUAUGGGAUGUCCUAUAGGCUGUGUUAUGGGAUGUCCUAUGGGCUGUUAUGGGAUGUCCUAUAGGCUGUGUUAUGGGAUGUCCUAUGGGCUGUGUUAUGGGAUGUCCUAUAGGCUGUUAUGGGAUGUCCUAUGGGCUGUUAUGGGAUGUCCUAUGGGCUGUAUUAUGGGAUGUCCUAUGGGCUGUGUUAUGGGAUGUCCUAUAGGCUGUUAUGGGAUGUCCUAUAGGCUGUGUUAUGGGAUGUCCUAUAGGCUGUGUUAUGGGAUGUCCUAUGGGCUGUUAUGGGAUGUCCUAUGGGCUGUUAUGGGAUGUCCUAUAGGCUGUGUUAUGGGAUGUCCUAUAGGCUGUGUUAUGGGAUGUCCUAUGGGCUGUUAUGGGAUGUCCUAUGGGCUGUUAUGGGAUGUCCUAUAGGCUGUUAUGGGAUGUCCUAUAGGCUGUGUUAUGGGAUGUCCUAUAGGCUGUUAUGGGAUGUCCUAUGGGCUGUUAUGGGAUGUCCUAUGGGCUGUUAUGGGAUGUCCUAUGGGCUGUGUUAUGGGAUGUCCUAUGGGCUGUGUUAUGGGAUGUCCUAUGGGCUGUUAUGGGAUGUCCUAUAGGCUGUGUUAUGGGAUGUCCUAUGGGCUGUUAUGGGAUGUCCUAUAGGCUGUGUUAUGGGAUGUCCUAUGGGCUGUGUUAUGGGAUGUCCUAUAGGCUGUUAUGGGAUGUCCUAUGGGCUGUUAUGGGAUGUCCUAUGGGCUGUAUUAUGGGAUGUCCUAUGGGCUGUGUUAUGGGAUGUCCUAUGGGCUGUGUUAUGGGAUGUCCUAUGGGCUGUUAUGGGAUGUCCUAUGGGCUGUUAUGGGAUGUCCUAUGGGCUGUGUUAUGGGAUGUCCUAUGGGCUGUGUUAUGGGAUGUCCUAUGGGCUGUUAUGGGAUGUCCUAUGGGCUGUUAUGGGAUGUCCUAUGGGCUGUGUUAUGGGAUGUCCUAUAGGCUGUUAUGGGAUGUCCUAUGGGCUGUUAUGGGAUGUCCUAUAGGCUGUGUUAUGGGAUGUCCUAUAGGCUGUUAUGGGAUGUCCUAUAGGCUGUGUUAUGGGAUGUCCUAUAGGCUGUGUUAUGGGAUGUCCUAUAGGCUGUUAUGGGAUGUCCUAUGUGCUGUUAUGGGAUGUCCUAUAGGCUGUCUUAUGGGAUGUUCUAUAGGCUGUGUUAUGGGAUGUCCUAUAGGCUGUGUUAUGGGAUGUCCUAUAGGCUGUGUUAUGGGAUGUCCUAUGGGCUGUGUUAUGGGAUGUCCUAUGUGCUGUUAUGGGAUGUCCUAUAGGCUGUGUUAUGGGAUGUCCUAUAGGCCGUGUUAUGGGAUGUCCUAUGGGCUGUGUUAUGGGAUGUCCUAUAGGCUGUUAUGGGAUGUCCUAUGGGCUGUUAUGGGAUGUCCUAUGUGCUGUUAUGGGAUGUCCUAUAGGCCGUGUUAUGGGAUGUCCUAUAGGCUGUGUUAUGGGAUGUCCUAUAGGCUGUUAUGGGAUGUUCUAUAGGCUGUUAUGGGAUGUCCUAUGUGCUGUUAUGGGAUGUCCUAUGGGCUGUGUUAUGGGAUGUCCUAUAGGCUGUUAUGGGAUGUCCUAUGGGCUGUGUUAUGGGAUGUCCUAUAGGCUGUUAUGGGAUGUCCUAUAGGCUGUGUUAUGGGAUGUCCUAUGGGCUGUUAUGGGAUGUCCUAUAGGCUGUGUUAUGGGAUGUCCUAUAGGCUGUUAUGGGAUGUCCUAUGGGCUGUGUUAUGGGAUGUCCUAUAGGCUGUGUUAUGGGAUGUCCUAUGGGCUGUGUUAUGAGAUGUCCUCUGGGCUGUUAUGGGAUGUCCUAUGGGCUGUUAUGGGAUGUUCUAUAGGCUGUGUUAUGGGAUGUCCUAUGGGCUGUUAUGGGAUGUCCUAUAGGCUGUUAUGGGAUGUCCUAUGUGCUGUGUUAUGGGAUGUCCUAUGGGCUGUUAUGGGAUG